Messenger RNA from Cicer arietinum (chickpea), 1979 nucleotides. NCBI's taxonomy places the organism in Eukaryota, Viridiplantae, Streptophyta, Magnoliopsida, Fabales, Fabaceae. The record is from RefSeq and is a predicted model, not a curated record.
UCCAGUUUCCUUGUAGCUUUCCGUCACUUUCUCGGGAAAAUUUUCUCAAACGAGUUACACUAUAAUUUCACGCCUAACUCUUGUUCACCUUACUCCUUGACACCCAGAUCUUUCUGCACUGGGUUUUACACAGACAUUAUGUAUAAAAACCGGUUGCAAGAAUUGGCUCAAAGAAGCUGUUUUAAUUUGCCAGCCUAUUCGUGCAUUCGUGAAGGGCCUGAUCAUGCUCCUCGUUUUAAGGUGACUGUUAACUUCAAUGGAGAGACCUUUGAAAGCCCUACGUUUUGUUCUACUCUUAGGCAGGCCGAACAUGCAGCAGCUGAGGUAGCUCUCAACUCACUGGCAAAGAGAGGUCCCUCUAGAACUUUGGCAGCUAGAGUUCUGGAUGAAACUGGAGUAUACAAGAAUUUGCUCCAGGAAACUGCCCACAGAGCUGGAUUGAAUCUUCCUGUUUAUACGACUAUUCGUGCUGGACCUGGUCAUGUCCCUAACUUCAAAUGUACCGUUGAGAUUGCAGGNNNGCAUUUUGCUGGAGACCCAGCUAGGACCAAGAAACAGGCUCAGAAAAAUGCUGCAAUAGCUGCUUGGUCUGCAUUGAGAAAAUUGUCAGAGAAUCAGUUAUCAUCUUCAACUUCAUCCUCAUUUUCUUCCGAGUCUAAAAGCAAUGAAGAACAGGAACAUGUCAUUGUUGCUCGGGUCCUUGCAAGUUUACAUUCAUCUGGUUCAAAGAACUUUCGGGAAAGUAAUCAUCAACAUAGAUGGCAAAAGUCCAUCACAGCCUCAUUGGUGUCAACCCAGCCAACUCCAGGGAUGUAUCCUAUGCAAUGCCAUCAUUGUACAAUCUCGAACUUCUCGCCUGAGUUGGCCCUUUAUCAGAUUUGGCAGCAAGACCAAAUUAUGCAGCAACAAAAUCGCCUGUUGGCACUAACCAUUCAACCAAUUAAUCCCCCCGCUCCGCAGAUUUAUCCAUUAAUGCAGUCUGUGCUCCAGCCAGAUCACUAUCUUUAUUUUCCAGCUAAAGAGUUAGCAUCAGUUCCUGUAGGACCCAGAUUUUCUAUUGCUACACCUAGGCCUCCAUUUUACUUUUCAAACCAAAUUUCUCCGGAGUUAAACAGGGGGGUGUCAACAGUAACCAUUAGGGAAAUACAAGAGGAAAAAGCCGAAGAUCCCGCAGUUAGCAACCUUAGCAAUGAGACAAGAAUCCUAUCACCAGCUCCAGAGAACGAGAGACAGAAGCAUGGCGGCUCCGAAAGCAGUAGUAGAAAUGAUGAACUGAGAGGAGAACAAAGUGGGAAAUCUGAGUGGGAUUCUCAUUCUCAUAGGAGCACAGGAUAUGCACAAAAACCAGUUAACAUUGAGCUGCAAAACUCAUCCAGGGUUGCCAUGUCACAUUCACAAGCUAGUUCCAACCGAUGUUUUAGACCGCCAGCAGCUUCAUAUUCCACGAUGAGAACCGUGGGCCCUACUUCAUCUGCGGGUUCCACAGUGCAACAUAGGGAAGUACCUAUCUCUGUUGCUUCAAGGUUGAGAACUGGCAUCUCACGAAGUCCAGGGGUGAUAAGAACGUCUACUCCUCUAUUCAAUAUGGCCCCAGCUGUGAGAAUCAGAUCAGUAGUUCCAGUUUGUUCAGCUCCUCCAAGGAUUCCCAUGACAGAGACAUCCAAAAGCAAGGAAAAAGAAGAUUCAAAACCCAAGUCUCUUGAAUAAAGCUCUGAGCUUGGCCAUCUUAAACAUAAAUACUUAUAUGAGUAUUGAGUAUAUAGAGGAUAAAAAGAGUAGUAGUUCUAGCCAAAUAAUGUUGGUUGCCUUUGUAUGCAUGGUAAACUAAAACCCUAAAAAUAGGUUUUGGUCAAGGUUGAAACUUAGGUUCUUUCAAACGAUUCGUCAUCACUCCAGCUCAACCACUUGAUUAAUAGUGGAUGGAUUUGAAAAUAUAAUUCCCCAUCUAAAUUAUAAUAAUAGUUUAAUUAUGAAAUUAA